Lactuca sativa (garden lettuce) is the source of this 2927-nucleotide messenger RNA. RefSeq names its product phosphatidylinositol 4-phosphate 5-kinase 6. The record is from RefSeq and is a predicted model, not a curated record. Gene Ontology annotation, molecular function: ATP binding; 1-phosphatidylinositol-4-phosphate 5-kinase activity. Lineage: Eukaryota; Viridiplantae; Streptophyta; Magnoliopsida; Asterales; Asteraceae. Gene Ontology annotation, biological process: phosphatidylinositol phosphate biosynthetic process. Gene Ontology annotation, cellular component: plasma membrane.
UUGUUUCUUAAGGGGUGUAUCAAGAAAACAUUGUGUUCUCCAAUCCUUAGCCCCACCACCACCACCACCACCCUGCAAAAAUUUACUUCUAAAUAAAAAAAUAUGGACGGAAAAAGUCAUGCUUUGAUUCCAUUUACAGCUUUUUUCCUUUUGGAAUCAAUGGAAUGGAACAGCUCGGCACAUUCAUUUGUAAAUUAGAAAACACAGGUACCCCAGUUAGUAUCUGCCAAAUCUGAAACACACCCCUCUUGCAAUCUCAAGAAUUGCUUCUGACAUUCUUUUCUUCGUCAUCUCCUUUUUGUUUCUUUUACGAGUUUCAUCAUUAUCACACUCUCGUUUCUGUUUUGGGAUUUGGGUUUGUUUGUCUCGCGUUAUCCUAGAUUUGUGUCUUUUUGGGUUGCGUUACAGAUGUUUGUUGUAAUGCGCCUGAGAGUUACUUUGAUGAAACAAGGAGAAUUUGAUCUCGGUUAACAGCGUUACUGUAUUGUAUGUAAGUUAACAAGCAACAAAUCCACAUAACAUACCAAUCUGUACAGAAAGAGACGAUGAACAACGUUCUGAAGGCCUGGGAAGUGAAAGUUAAGAAAUCACAGGCAUCUGCUAAGAAAAGAGCAGCGACUAUGUUCACAACAAUGUCUGUAGCCCAUGUAGAUGAAGAAGCUAGCGACAUACAAGUUUCCCAUGUCGAAAAGAUCUUCUCCAAUGGCGACAUCUAUAUUGGUCAAUGGGUUGCAGAAAACUACCCUCAUGGAGAUGGAAAGUACUUAUGGUCAGAUGGGUGUAUGUAUGUUGGCGAGUGGUGUAAAGGUAAGAGUAAUGGUAAAGGUAAAUUUAGUUGGCCUUCAGGUGCUACUUAUGAAGGUCAAUUCAAGAACAGUUAUAUAGAUGGUGAGGGUACUUUUACAGGUUCUUUAAAUGAUACUUACAAAGGUUUUUGGGUGAUGAACAAGAAACAUGGAAAAGGGAAAGAGAGUUAUGGUAAUGGUGAUCACUAUGAAGGGAAUUGGAGAAAGGGAUUACAUGAUGGACAAGGGACAUAUCAAUGGAAUAGUGGUCAUCAGUAUAUAGGGCAAUGGAAGAAGGGAAAGAUGAACGGGAAUGGAAUCAUGAUUUGGAGUAAUGGAAAUCGGUUUGAUGGGAAUUGGGAAGGUGGAUUACCGAGUUCUCAUAAAGAUUUGGAUCCUCUUUUGUUAUUUUCAGUUGAAAUGAGUGAAUGUGUGAUUCAUGAGGCGGAAUCCCCUUCUGUAUUCCCUUCUGAGAAGAUGUUUAGUUGGUCAAAAGGUGAAAGCAAACACCACAAGCAUCACAAACAACAAAUUCGGAUAAAUUCCAAAAAUGAAAACAAAGGUAGGAGACAAUCUGUUUCUGUUGAUGAAAGAGUCACAAAUCAUGAAGAAUGUAUUCGUGGUUUAGGAAUUAAUCUACAACCAGUAGAGAGACAAGGUGUCACAAUAUGCAAAGGUCACAAGAAUUAUGAACUCAUGCUCAAUUUACAGCUUGGAAUAAGACAUUCUGUAGGGAGACCUGCACCAAGUAAAUCUGUUGAUUUGAAGGCUACGGGUUUUGAUACUGAAGAAAAGUUAUGGACAAAAUUUCCUCCGGAAGGUUCCAAACAUACGCCACCUCACCAAUCAUGUGAUUUUAGAUGGAAAGAUUACUGUCCAUUUGUUUUCAGGACUUUAAGGAAACUAUUCAAUGUGGAUCCAGCUGAAUACAUGUUAUCGAUUUGUGGGGAUGAGGCUCUUCGGGAGUUAUCUUCACCUGGAAAAAGUGGAAGCUUUUUUUACAUGACACAUGAUGACAAGUACAUGAUCAAGACAAUGAAAAAAGCCGAAGUCAAAGUAUUAAAGAGGAUGCUUCCAUCGUAUUUUGAGCAUGUGAAAGCGUAUGAAAACACUCUUGUGACCAAGUUUUUCGGAUUACAUUGUGUGAAGUUGAGUGGAACUUCUCAAAAGAAGGUGCGAUUUGUUAUUAUGGGAAAUUUGUUCCAUACGAAUGUACGGAUUAACAGGCGGUUUGACUUGAAAGGAUCUUCACAUGGCCGAAUAACAGAUAAACCCGAGUCUCAAAUCGAUGCAAAUACCACUCUCAAAGAUCUUGAUCUUAAUUUCAUCUUCCGCUUACAGAAUGAUUGGUUUCAAGACUUCUGUAGGCAAGUGGAGAAAGACCUCGAGUUUCUUGAACACGAAAGAAUUAUGGAUUAUAGUCUUUUAGUUGGUGUAAGCUUUCGUGAAUCCAAUCAAGAAUUAGAAAAUUCAAAUUCUGAACCGAAUAGCACAGGGACUUCUCCUAGGGUUUCUUCAGCCGAUACUGACACUUCUAUCACUUCUCUCAAUCCCACAAGGUGGGCAUCCGUGAGGCUUGGAAUGAACAUGCCAGCACGGGUCGAAUCAACGGUUAGAAGUCAUCAAAAUCAAUUAGUGGGAGAAGCAACGGGGGAAUUUUAUGAUGUCAUAUUAUUUUUUGGUAUAAUAGAUAUACUACAAAAUUAUGACAUCAAUAAGAAGUUUGAACACGCGUAUAAAUCAUUGCAGUUUGACCCGACUUCCAUCUCGGCUGUUGACCCGAUACAAUACGCGAAACGUUUUCGGGAUUUUAUAUUUAGUGUUUUUAAAGAAGACGAUUAAAAGGGCUCGGGAGUUUUUUUUUUUUUGUGAGCCUCAAAUGUAUAGGUAUAGGGAGGGAUUUAUAAGAUGGAUAUCAGAAGAAAUUCUUUUGGAGACAAAGAAAAUCAAGGACUCUACAUAUUUAAAAUGUAUACAUAAUUAUUAUAUUAUCAGGGCCAAAUUUGGUUCGGUUUUAGUUGUAGGUUAGUAUAGAGGUUAGAGGUUAUUGAAGUUGUAGAUGUGUGGAAUUUUGUAGUGAUAUGGUAAAUGUAUACAUAAUUAUUAUAUUAUCAAUGGACAAAAAAAUAUAUUAUGUUGCUA